Centruroides sculpturatus (bark scorpion) is the source of this 714-nucleotide messenger RNA. Its product is annotated as eukaryotic translation initiation factor 5-like. Gene Ontology annotation, molecular function: GDP-dissociation inhibitor activity; translation initiation factor activity; eukaryotic initiation factor eIF2 binding. NCBI's taxonomy places the organism in Eukaryota, Metazoa, Arthropoda, Arachnida, Scorpiones, Buthidae. Gene Ontology annotation, biological process: formation of translation preinitiation complex; translational initiation; formation of cytoplasmic translation initiation complex. The transcript has 4 exons. Gene Ontology annotation, cellular component: cytosol. The annotation marks the transcript as partial. The record is from RefSeq and is a predicted model, not a curated record.
UUAUUGAUUUUAUUUGCAGAUCCUACUAAAUAUUUUGGAUGUGAGCUUGGUGCUCAGACACAGUUUGAUUUGAAGAAUGAGCGUUACAUUGUUAAUGGAUCUCAUGAAGCAGCAAAACUGCAAGACAUUUUGGAUGGAUUUAUAAGACGAUUUGUCCUGUGUCCAUCUUGUGAUAAUCCAGAAACUGUGUUGGGAGUGCUUCAAAAGAAAUGUGUGAUUACCGUCAAGUGUAAAGCUUGUGGCUAUAGUGGACAGCUGGAUAAUGCUCAUAAGUUAACAACUUUUAUUCUGAAGAAUCCACCUGAUCAUGAUCCUGCCACCUGCGGUGCUUCUGUUAAACCGGGUAAAAAAGGAAAACGUAAGCGUGAUGAUAAAAAUUCUAAGAAACAACAGAAUGGUGAUGAUGGUUCACCUCACGAUUCUGAUCCAGAAGGACAGCGCAAGGAAAAUGGUGAAAGUGAUGAUAAUGAUUGGUGUGAUGAUACCGAUGCAGAUGCUGUAGCAAAGCGAAUGGAGGUGCUCACCACAGGUGCCAAAAGCUUAACUUUAAAUGAUGAUCUUGAGAAAAGCCAGCAGCAAAGACUUGAUUUAUUUUAUGAAUACGUUAAGGUAUGUGUAAUAACUAAUUUACUAGCCAUUUUUAUUUUAGGAAGUAUUUUGAAACUAGAGAAUUUGAGUUGCAAAUAUUGUUUUUGUUAAAAAUUAUUGAGACUU